Molecule: messenger RNA, 1536 nt
Organism: Batrachochytrium dendrobatidis JAM81
Lineage: Eukaryota; Fungi; Chytridiomycota; Chytridiomycetes; Rhizophydiales
Exons: 11
Coding region: 1-1515 (504 amino acids)
Source: RefSeq, a predicted model, not a curated record
AUGGCAUCGUUCGCAUCUGCCAAUGGAAACACUGCUGCCAACGCUUCGCUGCCAAACAGGUCAAAUAGAAACUCAGAGUCAUCGGAGCCCCUACUGCCACUUGUAUGGCAACAGAGCUACGACCAAUCUACGUCCAAUGGUGUUGCAUUGACUGAUAAUGGAGUUGCAAUGGAGAGAACUGCUACUGCUCCACCUACUACUGAAAUUGCUUCCAACACAACCCAAUCUCUAAGUGCUGGACUAAUGUCUUAUCCGGCUGUUGCCACUCUUUCUUACGUUCCAAUGGUGGGAAAGAAUCAACCUCAACGCAUGCCAAAAAGAACAACCAAGACGUCCCAGAAAUUGACGCUGUUUCCUGAAGGUGGACCUGCUGGAGCUGAUGUUGCCGACUUUGACAAUGCUCAAGACUGCAAUCAGAUUCCUCAAUUACCCCAUGUUACCGCAAAGACAAUCAAAGAACGAUGGCUGACCAAAUUGGAGAGAAAAUGGCUUCCUCGGGUGACUGCUUAUUGUACUGCCAAUACAUAUAAAAUGGAUGCACUCAUGGAUCACUUGAAACAAAAAGAAGCAAAAUAUCACAUUUCACCCAAGCGGAUUGAUGAAGUCAUAUACACCCCGUUCAACUUUUCAGAAACAGAUUUAAACGCACCAGAUUUGAUCGAUAUACGGCCUGUGCAUGACCAUAUACAGGAAAUUGGAACAUUACUGAAUCCCACUGUUGGUGAUGUGAAUUCCUUUUUUGAUCAAAACAUUGAUGCUUCUGGAAAAAGCAUUCCUGGAAACAUUCCAUAUGAGAAUUUAGCCAAACGGAUUGCCCCAAUCGGAGAAGUUCUUUACUUUGACUAUGGCGUUGUUGUCAUGUGGGGAUUGACCGAGUCUGAAGAGCAUAUCAUUUUGGAUGAUCUAGAGCGGUUUGAAGAAGAGAAUCUGCCUGCAUCGUCUAUUGAAACGGAGCAGUUUUAUUUCCACUACAACACUUUCUAUCAGCCGCGUAUUUACAAUGACAUCAUCACUCUUAGAAACCCUGCAAAUUUUAUGUUAAAAAUCACAAUUUCACAUGCAAUUGCUCAGUCUGUAAAACUGACGCUAUUUGAGGGUCUGAUUGAAGAAACCAUUGAGAGCACUAAGCACGUACCUCAAAUUAUGGCUGAAGAAGGAAAGAUACACAUGUCAAGAACUGCGAUCAACAAGAAAAUUGGUCAACUAUUUAUUAUGCGAAUUAACGUUAAUUUAGUUUCAAAUGUAUUGGACACUCCUGAGAUUUUCUGGAGUGAGCCUCCAUUGGAACCAUUGUAUAUGGCUAUUCGUGGAUAUCUUGAAAUUUCGCAGCGUGUGGAGCUAUUGAAUCAGCGCGUAUCUGUGAUAUCAGAUCUACUAGAUAUGCUUAAAGAGCACCUCAAUAGCUCUCAUGGAGAACAACUUGAAUGGAUUGUGAUUAUCCUUAUUGCCUUUGAAAUUAUCAUUGGCAUUAUCACCAUUACGGUCGAUUUGUCAUCCUUUGUGAAACAUAGUUGAAUGAAGAAAAGAUAUCAAAUG